CUACCCUCCUCCACCUCCUCACCCUUCUCGUCCUACCCUUCUCGUUCUCAAGCAUAUCGAGCAUCAAGAUGAACAGUUUGAUGAUGAUGAUGAUGAAGACACCUUCUAUUGGUAUCUCUACUAGUCGCGCUGCUGGCAGCAUUAACAGCUCUGUUGCUAGCCGCCUAUUCAAUGGGUCAUAUUCUUAUGCUCAUGCUGCGGUCUUUAAUCGCUUCUCAAACUUGGUAACGUCGAAGAACAGCAACGUGGCAUCCUUCAGUACUUCAGCAGGAGCAUCAUCUCCCAAGUAUAGGACCACUAAUCUUCUGUCGAGUGUCUCACGAUGCAACAUGUCGUCAUCUGCCAUGACCUCCCCUCGUUUACCCUCGAAUCACCUGAUCAACGGUAUUAACUCUCAACAAGUUAGAUGUGCAGGUACUUCGGUUCUCGGUGCAGCUAUUGCUGUUGUUGCUGUUGGUGGUUGUGCUCAAGGCAUUGGUCAGUUGUUCGCUGCUUUGGUUGUUGGUAUUGCGAGGAAUCCUAGUAUGAAGGAGGAUCUCUUCACUUAUACCCUUAUUGGUAUGGGUUUUCUAGAGUUCUUGGCCAUCUUGGUUAUCCUUAUCGCGGGCGUGUUGCUCUAUUCCGAGUAAUGUGAUGAUGAUGAUGAUGAUGGUUAUGCUACUGUAUUAUGGUCAAUGGAGGAGAUUAUUAUUAUUAUUAUGAUGAGUGCCAUAAUUGAUAUGCCAAUUUUAUUGUGAUUGUUGUAUGUGGUGGUUUAAAGCCUAUUAAUCAUAACUCUCACAGUAUUGGUGUCAUCAGCAUAUGACCUAUUAUUCGUCAUCGUAGUAUGGUAAUUUCUCACACAUAAUUGUCGUAAUAACAAACGGUAGCACGUAGUGUUUUUGAGAUACUUAUGUAGGCGUCUGAUGUUCUCCUUGGAGAAUGGCUUCGCGUCAUUAUCAUAAACUGUUGUUGGAUUGGUGGGUCGACGACUAUUAUCAAGUGAGAUAUACAGCAAUUAUUGAUAGUAAAGCAGUAAUGAUAGUGGUAGU
Molecule: messenger RNA, 1031 nt
Organism: Perkinsus marinus ATCC 50983
Lineage: Eukaryota; Perkinsozoa; Perkinsida; Perkinsidae
Exons: 5
Coding region: 69-629 (186 amino acids)
Biological process (GO): proton motive force-driven ATP synthesis; proton transmembrane transport
Molecular function (GO): proton transmembrane transporter activity
Source: RefSeq, a predicted model, not a curated record